Molecule: messenger RNA, 754 nt
Organism: Medicago truncatula (barrel medic)
Lineage: Eukaryota; Viridiplantae; Streptophyta; Magnoliopsida; Fabales; Fabaceae
Exons: 4
Coding region: 140-481 (113 amino acids)
Source: RefSeq, a predicted model, not a curated record
UUGACGUCACUGCACCAUCAGUUACAUGCAAUUGCUAAGGUUCUUCUUCCUUUAUCCCAUCCCAUCCCAUCUCAUCUCAAAUUAAAAAUUCACUUUCUGAUCCCAUCUAAGUUCAUUUCAGCCACGACGACCAUUCAGGAUGGAUUCAUUUGGGAUUAUGAAAAGGGAUGCUAGAGACUUUCAUCAUGUGUAUGUAAGAAGAAGAAGAGUGGUUCGAGAUCUGGAUUUAAACAUUCCCUUCGGUUCCGAAUCUUCUAUGCUUGAAACUGAUGUUUCGCUUGAAAUCGGAGAUGAUGGCUUUGCUGCUGGAAACAAAUGGCACUGCCCGACUUACUUGAAAAUUGAUGAUGAUGAGCUUUCCAUGCCCAUCAAAUAUUUGAAGAAAUUGAAGUCGAAAAAAGGCAUUACAUCAGCUGCACCUGAAAUCGGUACAAAUAGCAACGUGCAAGCAAAACUUGCAGUUAUUGAUAACCAGGUCUGAACGGGGAACUGAGGCGUCAUCCUAGUGCAUAUUGUUUGAGUAUGGGUAUUAUGGUCAAAUUAAUGGUGAUUAAGACUAAAUUUUCAGAUUACUUUUGUAAAGUAUCAGCUUUGUGAUUCUGUUGGUAUAAUAAAUAUACAGAGGAUUUUAAACAAUUUCUUGUAUCCCUUAUUUGAUGAUUAUUAGCCUGGUUAAGUUUGGGUUCAACUUUAUGGUAUAUGAAAAGAAUUCCUAAUACCGAGCAGAAAGGAAUGAACAGGAGAAUGAUUCUAG